Messenger RNA from Macroventuria anomochaeta, 846 nucleotides. RefSeq lists its product as uncharacterized. NCBI's taxonomy places the organism in Eukaryota, Fungi, Ascomycota, Dothideomycetes, Pleosporales, Didymellaceae. Bases 1 to 846 code for a protein of 281 amino acids. The record is from RefSeq and is a predicted model, not a curated record. The transcript has 5 exons.
AUGGUGGCAGUGCAACCGCCACUGAACCUAGAUUUGUUGCUUCCUGCCCCAGGCUUAAUUGGCAAUCUAUUCCAUGUGAAAGUGGGCUGUCAUGCAGGUGACAAUCAUUUUGAAGUCUUCGCGGUCCAUCGCAGCGUUCUUCAUAGCGUUGAUGUCUUCGUCGAACUAUACUCUGGCCAAGCACCAAAUCUGUUACAAAUGAAGCCAGACCAGGACGGCAAAGUUGACGUCGACUGGCCUGCCGAAGCGUAUUGUGUUGGGUGCACAGUAGGUGACCGGGGCUUCCAGGCAGCCCUUACCGGAAUGGUGCUAGAUUGCACUGAAAAGAUUGCCGACUGUCCAAAUGGUGCGUUCGUAUACACUAGCUAUAAAGGUACCGAGCGGUGGUGUUCAGCUCGGGAGCUUAUGCUUGAUGCUUUUGUUUGGAAGGUGGACAAUAGCUGGCAAAGCGUUGAGGAUAUGAAAGGAGGAUACCAUGAGACCUUUCGAAAGAUCUUGUUUCAGAGCAGACUUGUCUACCCGUUCGAACCAGACUUGACCACUACCGGAUUUUCAGGAUACUGCCUGACCGAUGCUGUAUACAAGAAUAAUGAUUAUGAGGCUUUGAGGCAGGUUGUGGUUAAUGUAUGGAUGUGGAAAGCGAACGAGCGGUGGGAUGGUGUAGAAGACAUGGACUGCCUUUUUGAACAUAACGACUGGAUUAAUUACAGAACAAUGUUCGCCGCCGAUAUAUGUGCCGCUUUGCUGCGGGUGUGCCCCAUUCCUGGUCAAGAGGUGGCGACAAGGGAGAAGAAACCCUGGGAGGAUCCGGAGAAGUAUUAUGAGAAGAGUAUCGAGCUGGAAUAG